Messenger RNA from Dendrobium catenatum, 1143 nucleotides. RefSeq names its product putative pectinesterase 63. Lineage: Eukaryota; Viridiplantae; Streptophyta; Magnoliopsida; Asparagales; Orchidaceae. Gene Ontology annotation, biological process: cell wall modification. The transcript has 4 exons. Gene Ontology annotation, molecular function: pectinesterase activity. Bases 1 to 1143 code for a protein of 380 amino acids. The record is from RefSeq and is a predicted model, not a curated record.
AUGACCGAAGCUGCUGCAAAAUCCAUUAAUUCUACAGCUGCGAUGGCGCUCAGACUCAUCGCCGCUAUCUGUCUUCUUCCGGCCACCAUAUCAGCCGCCGGCGGUGGUUCCAUUUUCCAUGCCAACUCCUCUGUUUUCGAUCAAUGGAGCUCAGAUAGCGUCGAUGAUUUUCACUUUAGAAAGGAUGAGAUUGCCAGAGGCAUCAACACGGGCAUUGACCUGCAGCUCCUUUGGGCUGAGAAAAACCUGCGGGUUGUAACUGUGAGGAAGAAUGGGCAGGGGGAUUUCGCAACAAUUUCUGAUGCAAUUGAAAGCAUACCUCAUAGGAACAGGCAAAGAGUUGUGAUCAGGAUUGGGCCAGGUGUUUACAGGGAGAAAGUGAAGAUUGAAAGUUCGAAACCAUUUGUGACAUUUUCAGGCGAGGAGAAUGCAAUGCCUACAAUAACUUAUGCCGGCACGGCGGCAGAGUAUGGCACUUUGGACAGUGCUUCUGUAAUUGUGGAAUCGCGUUAUUUUGUUGCGAGUAAUAUUAUUUUUCAGAAUUCAGCACCAAGGCCGGUUUUGGGAGUGAAAGGAGCUCAGGCGGUGGCGAUGAGGAUCUCUGGGGAUAAGGCAGCUUUUUACAGCUGCAAAUUCUUGGGAUAUCAAGACACCCUUUGCGAUGACAAAGGAAGACACUUGUUCAAGGAUUGUUUCAUUCAAGGGACUGUUGAUUUCAUAUUCGGUAAUGGAAGGUCUAUCUACCUGAACUGCGUGAUAAAAUCAGUGGCGGAUGGGAUCACUUACAUCACAGCACAGGCGAGAUCAACCAUUGCAGACAAGAGCGGCUUCGCUUUUGUCCACUGCAACGUAACCGGCACAGGUAGCGCAUAUCUGAGCAGGGCGUGGAAGAAGAGCUCAAGAGUAGUCUUUGCUUACACUUACAUGAACAGCGUGGUUAAUCCCCAAGGUUGGGAUGAUAGUGGCUUCAAGGAACGACAGGGGACUGUCUUCUACGGUGAAUACAAGUGUUUGGGGCCGGGCGCAUCUACGAGCAAAAGAGUCAGUUAUGUUAAGCUACUAACAGAUGAGCAGGCAAAGCCCUUCCUGAGCAUGACUUUUAUCAGGGGAAAGACUUGGGUUCUUCGGCAGCCUCAGCUUUAA